This is a messenger RNA of Grammomys surdaster, 318 nucleotides long. RefSeq names its product 60S ribosomal protein L36a-like. The record is from RefSeq and is a predicted model, not a curated record. Gene Ontology annotation, cellular component: ribosome; cytosolic large ribosomal subunit. The transcript has a single exon. NCBI's taxonomy places the organism in Eukaryota, Metazoa, Chordata, Mammalia, Rodentia, Muridae. Bases 1 to 318 code for a protein of 105 amino acids. Gene Ontology annotation, biological process: translation. Gene Ontology annotation, molecular function: structural constituent of ribosome.
AUGGUGAACAUGCCUAAGACCCGCCAGACAUUCUGCAAGAAAUAUGGGAAGCACCAACCCCACAGGGUGAUGCAGUACAAGAAGGGCAAGGAUUCUCUGUCUGCCCACGGAAAGCGGCAUUAUGACAGGAAACAGAGUGGCUAUGGUGGGCACACUAAGCCUAUUUUCCACAAAAAGGCUAAAACUACAAAGAAGAUUGUGCUGAGACUGGAGUGCAUUGAGUCCAACUGUAGAUCUAAGAGGAUGCUGGCUAGUAAGAGGUGCAACCAUUUUGAAGGGAGGCAACAGAAGAGAAAGGGCCAAGUGAUUCAGUUCUAA